CUCCUUGUCACUCCCUCUUGGCCUCAAAGACCUUAGAGCACCACAAGUCAGAGUUGUAGUCAGUGUGAACAGACUGUCUAUGAACAAUCAUGUCCUCAGUUCUCAUAAGUCUCACCUGUCUUCUUUAUCUGGCAUCAGAAGCUUCAGAGCUGAAGCAGAAGGCCGUCCUGAUAAAAACUCCCAACAAAAUGGUUCUCAUUGAUUGUGAAUCUCAAAACGUUCCUUCGAGCUACGUGCAGUGGUACAGUCAGAGAGACGGAGAACGUUUAAAAAGGGUCGCGAUUAUUGCAACCAAAGAUCUGAGAACACCGGAAAUGCAAAAAAAGAAUACAAAUUGGUACACUGAGCUUGGAUUUGACCAGGUCUCAGUAGAAAAAACAGGAAAUAACUACCCUCUAAAGAUUGUUAAUUUAGAGAUAACCGACUCUGCUACCUACUACUGUGCCUACUCGGAUUAUCACAGUGCAGACCACAUUGCACAUCCUGUGACAAUAACUCAAAAACUUUACAGGCACUUUGCUACUGCUGCCAACUGUUUUGGAAAUGCAGUAGGGAUGAACCGUUCAAGCAGCAGAAUGAUUUGAUUAUCAGUGGGGGAAGUCCUAUGGUUAGCUUUACAGGAACUGUAACCAUGGUGGAAAGGGGACUUGCAAGUGUGAAGGCAGAAUACUUUGUAUUUAUUCAGAUUUGCAACAAUAGCUAAAUUCAUUGACAUUUUGCAUGUUGCACGGUUUGGUGAAAACCAACCAAUUGAAAUGGAAUUCUGUGGAAAUACAAUUCAAUGUUUGUGUCACAAAUGUCUAGCUUGUUGGUACCGUAACUGUCUAAAGCAGUAUUUCUGAAAGGUUGUUGUUGUGUGUGUGAAUGAGAGGACCCUAGGUCAAUCCCUGGAAGGGGAAUAUGAGGACGGAAGCAGUAUUAACAAGAGGACACGUCACACAUUCCGCCACUUUGUUACUGGGGAGAAAUGAUGGUAUUUAAAUGAUUGCAGAGGUCUUUCUUACCACACCAUGUGCUAUCAGACUGUUCAGUGCAUCCUCUGUCUGUCUGGAAAGGAUGGACCUGGCCAGUUAGGCACAGCUUGAUUGGUCCCCACCCAACCCUCUUUCUUCAUCCACCCCUUCAUCCUUGGACCCUGUUUGGCCACUUCAUCAGGUACCACCAAGCUUGCCUUGCAGACUUUUUGACAUCAUGUAUGUCACUGUGGAGAAGGAGGUGAUGGUAUUUGGCUCAGGUACAAGACUCAUUGUGACAGAUGAUAAAGUCAAAACACCGAAAGUGACCGUCUACCCAGCAUUUACACAUCAACACAAUGGAAGGACCACCCUGCUGUGUCGGGCCAGUGACAUGUUCCCAGACUUGGUGAGGUUUUCAUGGAAGAUGGAAAGAGAAGACGGCCGGUUUGUGGAGGUGCCUGAAGCAGAGAGAGAAGAGCUGGAGCAGAGGGAGGACGGGAGAGUGACUAGUGUGAUCAUCAUCAAGAACCAAGAGGCUAACACAAAAAAGUACAGCUGUACUGUAAAUCAUGAAGUGGCCAAUGUUGAAGACAUUCCAAAAAGACACAAACAAGAGGAAUCUUUGUUUACCACGGCUGCCUCUCCACCACCCUGUCCACCUCAGAAUCAUACACACGUCUCUCCUGCCGUCCACGUCCCUGAAGAAGUGUUGCAGUCCAUGUGCAGUGUGAACCUGGCCUCUCUGGUUUACACUGUGAUGAUAGUGAAGAGCUUGGUGUACUGCUGUGGGCUCUCCCUCCUGCUGCUCCUCAGGGACAACAAGGGAAGUCCACCACACACCUGGAGAAAAGCUCAUUAAAACCUACAACCACUGCUCAGUAAUAUUGCAUUCCAACUAAUGCAGAUUACGGCAGGAUCUCGAGAUAUCUAGUUUAUUUUGUUACAAAUACAAUUUAUAAAAGAAAUGUUUAUGGGCUAUUUUAUGUAGUGCAAUUUUGCAUUUUUAUGCAUGUAUAUUUGUCAUUUAUAUUUUAAUACCAAAACAAAUACUAUUUGAAUUGAAUUAAUGAAUUAAUGACUAUAAACAUAUUCAUUAACAGAUGAAAAUUCUGCAAAUCUUUAAGGUUCUAUAUCAUGAUCUGUCCACCACACACCUGGACACAUGAUCAGUCCACCACACACCUGGACACAUGAUCAGUCCACCUCACACCUGGACACAUGAUCAGUCCACCUCACACCUGGAGACAUGAUCAGUCCACCCCACACCUGGAGACAUGAUCACUGAUCCCUACUGUCAUUAACGUGACAAUACAUUUAGAGCCCUAAUCUACAUGUAAUCAUUUAUUAGACGCUUUUAUCCAAAGUGACUUCAAAGAGACUUCCUAAUCCUGUCUGUCAAAAAUAUUUUAUGUUUUUUUUUCUCUAGACAUGUGUAA
Molecule: messenger RNA, 2392 nt
Organism: Hypomesus transpacificus
Lineage: Eukaryota; Metazoa; Chordata; Actinopteri; Osmeriformes; Osmeridae
Exons: 6
Coding region: 1192-1815 (207 amino acids)
Source: RefSeq, a predicted model, not a curated record